Delphinapterus leucas (beluga whale) is the source of this 4357-nucleotide messenger RNA. Lineage: Eukaryota; Metazoa; Chordata; Mammalia; Artiodactyla; Monodontidae. The record is from RefSeq and is a predicted model, not a curated record.
ACCCGGUGCAGCUUGGGGUUGCCCAGUUUUUAUGGAAACAGCAUUGCUCACGCGGAGCGGGGACCACCCCCAGUUUUCCUGAGUCCCAGUGAGACGCACGGUGACGCAGUUCCUGGGCGCGCCAAUCCCGGGCUGGCUGGGAGGGCGGGCUCUUCAGAUUUGAAUUCCCAAGCAGUUUAGGGGUUAGGGAACCUCACCGAGGAAGUGAGCGUCACCUGGGGCUAGGCCGCUGCGAGCUGGGGCCGACUUGGGCCAGAGGCGAGAGUCUUGGGGCGCCCAGGUCCCCCUCUCCCCAGCACGAAGCCGAGCCCAGACUGCAGCCGUCUUGCCAUUAUAGGCCCUUCGUCCAAGCUCCCCAACCAAGAUCGACCCCGUGCCCUGCGGCAUUGGAAGUGCGGAGUCUUAACCACUGGACCGCCAGGUUCUUCUGGCCCCUUGCUGAAGGUCUAUCCUGAAAAUUGUGUUUAAGUGAAUAUUCUGUUAGAGGAAAUUUGUUGCUACUGUUUAUCAAGAUGAUUGCAACACCUUUGAAACAUCCAGGAAUUCACUUGUCUUCAGAGACAUCUUCUCAGAGGAGAAAUAUGCCCAUGCAUGCAGUCUUUUUUGACAGCAUUCCUUCAGGCACACUUACUCCUGUAAAAGAUUUGGCGAAAUAUCAGAAGUCCUCUUUAAAAUGGAAUGACCAUAAAAAGAGUCAGUUCCUAGGAAUAACAGUUUUUAAUAAUAAAAAUAUAUUUCAAUCUACCAUGCUAGCAGAGGCCACCACCUCUAACAGUUCUCUUGAUAUCAGUGCUAUAAAACCCAACAAGGAUGGAUUAAAAAAUAAAGCAAGCUAUGAAUCACCAGGAAAAAUAUUUCAAAGAAUGAAAGAAAAAGUACUACAUAACAAGCAAGAACAAGCAUCAAGAAACAGUUUGUUGGAACCACCAAAAAAUGAAAGUAAUAAAAUUUUCACUCCUAACGGAGCUGAGGAAGGAGUAUUACGGCAUACCUACCUCUGUGAAGGAAAGGAAAACAACAAAUCGUUCCAACCAGAAGACAGUUCACUAAGAGCCUCGGUCCAAGAAGUUCCUUCAGAAUCAUCAAAUAAUAUUUUCCUGUCAGUCAAGCAAAAGAUUCAAUAUCAGCAGGAAAAGAAGGCACCUCUGUGCAAUUUAACUUAUGAGCUUCCAAUUCUGAACCAAGAACAUGAAAAUGAUUCAGCUGCAGGAGUCUCAAACAAGGCAUUAACUAGAGCUCAGUUGGCUAGACAAGUUCUUCACUCUAAGGAGAAUACAGUUGCAACCACUAAGUCCAAAAAGGACACAUUUGUUUUAGAAGGCACUGAUUCUACCUGUGAAAAAUCCCAAAAUACCACCAUUGAGACUCUCUGUGUUCCUUUUAAAAACGGCAGUCAAUUAAUGGUUUCUGAUGAUAGUAAGAUUACAACAGAAGGCACUUCAAAACAGGAAAUUAAGGAAGGAAAUGAGAAAACAAUGCCCAGGGAGACUGAUCUUCCAGGUUCCAUGAAUGAUACAUGUAAAAUUGUGCUUGCAACUCCAAGAUUUCAUACAGGAAUACCUCAGAGAUCCAAAAGCAAUGCCUGGAAACUUUCUCCAAGUACAUGCCAAACUAUUACUAAUGGAGUUAAAAAAAAUAAGGUAGUCCAGCUACAGGAAUGGAUGAUUAAAGUCAUCAAUGAUAACACUGCUAUAUGUGUAGAAGGAAAAUUGACAGACAUCACUAACAUAUAUUGGCACAGUAAUGCAAUUAUAGAACGGAUUAAGCACAACAAACUUAGGACUUUAUCAGGCAACAUGUAUAUAUUAAAAGGAAUGAUAGACCGGAUUUCCAUGAAAGAAGCAGGUUACCCAAAUUAUCUCAUAAGGAAAUUUAUGUUUGGAUUUCCAGAAAAAUGGAAAGAGUACAUUGAUAAUUUUUUAGAACAGUUAAGGUCUUGUGAAAAGAAAGGAGGAAAGGCCAGACAAAAACAGAAGACUGAAAGGGUUGUUCCUGACAUUCGAAAAUCAAUGAAAAAUGAUGCAGGGGAAAAAAAAACAGAAGUCCUCCGAAGAGCCACUGCCACUUAUGACCUUGAUUGUGAUCAUUUGGAGAGAACUGAAGAAUCCAAAGUAUCCGUUGAUAUUCUAACAUCAAGGGAACAGUUUUUCUCAGACGAAGAAAGAAAAUAUAUGGCUGUUAAUCAGAAGAAACCUUAUAUUUUAGUAACACCACUCAAAUCUAAAAAAAUUAUAGAGCAAAAAUGCAUGAAUUAUAAUCUGUCCUUUGGCACCAUUAAAGCAGUAACAGAUUUUGCAGUGCGAAAGCAUCAGAAAGAAAGUAAAUCAAACUUAAAUGAACCUACAAGUCCAAUCAGCAAACCCACAAAGACUUUAGAAAGUACAUUUGAGUAUAGUGUGGGUCAUAAAAGUAAAAACAAGGAAGAUUGUAGUGAAUGUGAUUUACUCACUGUCAACCAGAAAAUAAAAAUACCUAGUCCUAAAAAGGAACAAACAGUCACCUCUGACUUUAAGAAAAAUACAAGGUUAUCAAAAUUGAAGAAAACUGAAAAUCAAGUAACUGUGUCAUUUUACAAGCAUCAGUCCUCAUCAGAUUUGUCUAAUGAAGAGAGUGAAAAAGGAAAGGAAUUUAGAAGGAAAGCUGGGGUUGUUAAGAAAACCAGAGCAAGAAAUACCAAAGAAAUAGUGGUUCACUUGAGAAAAAGCACAAGAAAAACAAGGACAAUCCCAGUGAUGUCUGAAUCUGAAACUGAAGAGAGUGAAAAUGAACUUCAUAUGAAACAAAAGAAAGCUAGAUGUUCUGCUAAAGAAAAUCUUCAGAAAUCUGAUAUUAGCAAUGAGCUUCCAGCUAUUGAGACAAUGGGAUCUGGCAAGACAAACAGGUAUUCCUUAGCAUGUUUACCUGGUUUAAUUCAGGAUGAGGAAUGGAAUAAGAAAGAAUUACAGAAACUUCGUUGUGCUUUUGCAUCUCUUCCAAAGCACAAACCUGGUUUCUGGUCAGAGGUGGCUAUGGCUGUAGGUUCUCGAUCUGCUCAUGAAUGCCAGAGGAAAUACAUGGAAGAUCCCCGAGGAAAAAGAUCUCAGAAACAUGUCACCAAGAAAAAGCCAGUCAACCCCAAAGGCAAGAUCAGUGAUUCUGAUAAGAAGCAAACUAUUAAGAUAACUGCCAAAGUGGGAACUCUUAAAAGGAAGCAGCAGAUGAGGGAUUUUCUGGAACAGUUGCCAAAAGAUGACCAUGAUGAUUUUUUCAGUACAACACCUUUGCAGCAUCAAAGAGUACUGUUACCAAGUUUCCGGGACAGUCAAGAAGAGGAUGAUAUUCUGCCAAAUAUGGACAGAAAUCCAACAACUCCAUCAUCGGUUAUCUUUCCACUGGCAAAAACUCCUCAGUGUCAGCAUGUCAGUCCUGGCAUGCUAGCCUCUAUAAAUAGGGCUGACUGUGAUAAAUAUGUUUUUCGUAUGCAAAAAACCCAUAAAAGUAAAGGUGGCACUGUCUGGGGCAAUAUCAAGAAAAAAACAAUUGAAAGUGAUUUUUCAACUCCACCAUCAAGAAGAAAAACCCCAUUUAACAAAGAAUUAGCAGAAAACUCUGGUAUUGGAAAACUUUUCACUAAUGCUAUGGAGUCUUUAGAGGAAGAAGAGAAAGAUUCUUAUUUUUCGAACUCUGAUUCUGCAUAGUAAAAAUGAGAACACUUCCAGGAUGUUUAUCAAGAAGCAGAUAGUGUAUCUGUAUCUUCAUUUGAAGGAUGUAUUUUUUUUUUAUAAUGUAGCUUCAUAUGAAAUUGCAGACUCUUUUUCAUAGGUUUCAUGUGUUAUAUAUAGAUGUCUCUCAUAAGCAUCUUAGUCUGUUUAAGAAAAUCAUGUUCCAUACAGAUUUUUUUAGAAGCAUUCAAGAAAAUGUUGCUAUCCUUAAGGGGAGAGGUGGGGGAGAAUUAAAAAAUAGAUUGUAUUGGUAGCUACUGAGUUCAUGAAAACUUUAGGUUACCAGUUGUCACCACUUGGUAUAAAAGCCAGAGUUGAUCUAAUGUUUCAGUUAUCAGUACAUGUUGUUUAAACCAUUUGACAAGCUUUCUCCUGAUUGUUUUUCUUAAAACUUGUGAUUGGCACAUUCAUGAAACCUAUGUAAAUUUAAUUUAUUGCUUUUUCAGUAUUUUUAUUAGGUAGAAUAAGAGAACAGAUUUUGUUGUAUUCUUAAGCAGACAUGGCGUAAAUUUGGUCUCAAUAUUUAAAAGACUGGAUUAGACAAACAUUCAGGUUAUAGCUCUUUUACUGUAAGGAGUCAAGUUACUAUGUCAUGUCAUAGUAAACACUGUUUUCCUUUCAGACAGCUUCUUUAGAAAUAAACUUCUUUUAGCAUA